AUGCAAGUUAUAAGGAUAGGGGUACGGAUGAACACCUACAACCGGUCCAAGGGGAUGGACAAUCGCAUGAACAUGCUCUUCAACCAAGAGCUGAACAACGAGGCUCAGUACAUCAACGCCCAUCCUUUCUCGGCCGUCAACAUGUCGCUGGGAGGUGAAGUCAGAUACAUCGCGCCUGUCUGGCCGUGGAAUGCACCGAAGUUUCAGGCCAUCGACUGGAGGACGCAGCCUCCUCCGAGGAGGAUACCAGGCAACACCAAGCACGACCCGGGCAAGUUGUACGAGCUGCCAAGAACAUGGCAGGAGACCACAGACAGCUGCUGGCAGGACCAACAGAAACCUCCUCCCACCUUCCCUCACACUCGGACGAGCUCCAGCGAGCAGCUUCACCGCGACGAGGUCAUCAUGACAGCUGCAGCAUCGCGUGCGAGACUGGAGACAGGGAGGAGCAGCAGGAGGGACCAGGACGAGGCCCCUCCCCUCUCUGACCGCGAGAACGUCGAGGCGAACCGACCGGGAUCUACUUACCAGAGUGAAGAGAGCGGGCAGGAGCGGUCCAACAUUGCCGUCUUCCAGCAGGAUGCGAUGCAGGCAAAUGCUGAGGCUCAGCUGGAAGGAGCCGGGAGGAGCGAAGGCGGCACUGCGCAAGGAAGUCGUCCUCCUUCUCAGUUCACUCGCAGCUCGCUCUCUACCUCCAGCACGAUGCGCUCCCGAUCCGAGGCGAGCAAGCAUCCUCUUACCCCCGCAGAGAAGUUCAGCCGGCCUCCGACGCAUGCCAGCAGCAGGUCCUCCAGAGCGAGCAGCGUCAUGUCCUCC
Guillardia theta CCMP2712 is the source of this 816-nucleotide messenger RNA. RefSeq lists its product as hypothetical. NCBI's taxonomy places the organism in Eukaryota, Cryptophyceae, Pyrenomonadales, Geminigeraceae. The annotation marks the transcript as partial. The transcript is spliced from 6 exons. The record is from RefSeq and is a predicted model, not a curated record.